GCGUAUUUAAAUAGCGUAUCAAGAACAUGAUUAACAUCGCGUUGGAAACGUAAAUGAUUCAUCAGUAUGAAGACCAUGAAAAGGAUAUCAUCACAGUAUGACUUUAAGAGGCUGAUGAAUCCCAGGGCAAAGAAAGGGGAAGCAUAUGUACCAACAGAUGUUGAACACAUGGCAAAUAUAAUCACACACGGGGGCUGCAUUGUCCCCAGUAUCCUGGCCAUGUUGUGGAUGCUGUACAUUGCUCAGACCCGCCUCCAGUUUCUGAUUGCUGUUGUGUAUGGCUGGGCUCUUGUUGCCCUUUUCUCAGUCUCCUGUACAUUUCAUACCUUGGCAUUCUCAGGAAGAUUUCAUAAGCUGAGGCAUUUCUUCCAUGUUGCUGACAGAGCUGUGAUAUAUAUAUUUAUUGCCUCCUCUUAUUCUCCCUGGUUGACUUUACGAGAUUUUGGAGGAAUUGAGGAUGAAAUGAUGUGGCUUAUUUGGAUAAUGGCAGUCUGUGGAAUCAUUUACUCCUACACCUUUCAUGAGAAGUACAAGGUAUUGGAGAUUGUUCUCUACUUAAUCAUUGGUGUCUGCCCUGCAGCUGUGGCUUUCUUAAUGAGAGAACCAUCUGGGAUUUACGAGCUAUUUCUAGGAGGCAUUACAUUUGUACUAGGUGUUGUGUUCUUUAAGAGUGAUGGAGUAAUUCCAUUUGCUCAUGCUAUCUGGCAUCUGUUUGUUCUGGUUGGUACAAUGUUCCAUUAUUAUGCUAUCAACCUCUACUUAAUAGGACAAGAGGUAGAUGAGAUCAAUAUUAACAAAGAAGCAUAAGCAUCUGUCCUUAUUGUUUUAUGAACUUUUACAAUAGGUAUAUUUAUAUUUUGUUGAAGGUUCUGUUAUUGGUGUGUAGAAUGUCAUGUUUUGAAGUUCUUGCUGGCUGUGAUUUCCGACACCUAUGUUAGUUUAUAAACUUUUUCAUAGGCAGUCUUUUUAUACCCUGUGUUCGUUCUUUAACACAUUUUAAUGUGUUGUUAAGCUUAUAAUGUUUUGUAGUAAAAUUUUAGUCUGAGAUUGUUGAGGUCUAUGAAAGGAAAACUAACUAACAUAUUAACUCCAAUACAUCUUUUUAAAUGUAUUUCACAGGUGCUAAAAAAGCUCAAAUCACUAUUUUUUUUAUAUUUCUAAUUUAAAAAAAAUUAUUUAUUGCAAAGUAAAUUACAUUAUGCAUUAUAA
Molecule: messenger RNA, 1209 nt
Organism: Saccostrea echinata
Lineage: Eukaryota; Metazoa; Mollusca; Bivalvia; Ostreida; Ostreidae
Product: monocyte to macrophage differentiation factor-like
Exons: 8
Coding region: 67-807 (246 amino acids)
Cellular component (GO): membrane
Source: RefSeq, a predicted model, not a curated record